Molecule: messenger RNA, 1749 nt
Organism: Endocarpon pusillum Z07020
Lineage: Eukaryota; Fungi; Ascomycota; Eurotiomycetes; Verrucariales; Verrucariaceae
Exons: 2
Coding region: 1-1749 (582 amino acids)
Molecular function (GO): Hsp90 protein binding
Source: RefSeq, a predicted model, not a curated record
AUGGCCGACGCUCUCAAGGCCGAAGGCAACAAGGCGUUUGCUGCCAAAAACUUCGAGGAGGCAGUUGAAAAAUUCUCACAAGCUAUCGAGCUCGAUCCUGAUAACCAUGUCCUCUAUUCCAACCGAUCCGGGGCAUAUGCCUCCAUGAAGCAAUUUGGCAAAGCUCUGGAAGAUGCCAACAAGACAACCGAGAUUAAGCCAGACUGGGCUAAAGGAUGGGGAAGAAAAGGCGCUGCGCUUCAUGGCACAGGUGACCUGCUUGGAGCUCAUGACGCGUUUGAAGAAGCAUUGAAGCUAGACUCCUCAAACGCCCAAGCAAAGGCGGGCUUAGAAGCUGUUAAUAGGGCUAUGGAUGCCGAAGCUAAAGCUGACGGAGCAGGUGGUGGCCCUAUGGGAGGUUUGGAUAACAUGUUCAACGAUCCGCAACUGAUUCAGAAACUUGGCAACAACCCGAAAACUGCACCACUUCUUGCGGACGCCUCUUUCAUGGCAAAACUUCAAAAGCUACGGCAAAAUCCAAGCUCCCUCGGCCAAGAGCUAGGCGACCCAAGGUUCUUGCAAGUGAUGAGUGUGCUGUUGGGGAUUGAUAUGCAAUUCGGAGGACCUCCUGGCGAAGCGCCUACUGCUUCUGGUUCAGGUGAUGUUGAAGAGGAUCUGCCCAUGCCGGAUGCCCGCCCUUCUUCCCAGCCACCGCCAAAACCGAAAGAGGCGUCACCAGAGCCAGAACCGGAACCAGAAGAUGAAGAGGCAAUGGCAGCGAAAAAGGCGAAAGACGAAGCAGAGGCAGAGAAAAGGCUUGGCACGGAGAAUUACAAGAAGCGACAAUUCGACGCCGCAAUCGAGCAUUACAGCAAUGCCUGGGAACUCCACAAAGACAUCACCUACCUCACCAACCUAGGUGCUGCCAAAUUCGAGAAGGGCGACUACCAAGGAGCCAUUGAAGCUUGCGAAAAGGCCAUUGAAGAAGGCCGCCAGGUCCUGGCCGACUUCAAGGUCAUCGCCAAAGCCUAUGGCCGCAUCGGCUCUGCCUACGAGAAGAUGAACGACCUUCCCAAAGCCAUCACCAACUACCAAAAAUCCCUGACUGAGCACCGCACCCCCGAGGUUCUCAACAAACUCAAAGCCGCCGAGAAAGCGCAAAUCAAAGCCGAGAAAGAUGCCUACAUCAACCCAGAAGAAGCCGACAAAGCCCGUGAACUGGGCAACCAAAAAUUCAAAGAAGCCGACUGGCCCGGUGCUGUCGAAGCCUACACGGAGAUGAUCAAGCGCGCCCCUGAAGAUCCACGGGGCUACAGCAACCGCGCCGCCGCCCUCAUCAAACUCAUGACCUUCCCCGGCGCCGUGCAAGAUUGCGAUGAAGCCAUCAAGCGUGACCCUAAGUUCAUCCGCGCCUACCUCCGCAAAGCACAGGCCCUCUUCGGCAUGAAGGAAUACAACAAGUGCAUCGACGUCUGCGCCGAGGCUCACGAGCACGACGAAGGAGGCAAGAACUAUCGCGAGAUCGAGCAGCAGCAGCAGAAGGCCCUCGAGGCUCAAUUCAGCAGUCGGAUCGGCGAGACGGAGGAACAGACGGCGGAGAGGAUCCAGCGCGAUCCCGAAAUCAUGUCCAUCCUGCAGGACCCUGUAAUGCAAUCCAUACUCGAGCAGGCCAAAAGCUCACAGAAUUCCCUGGCAGAGCACAUGAAAAACCCCAUGAUCAGGACGAAAAUCCAGAAGUUGGUCGCGGCCGGCGUGAUCAGGACUCGGUGA